Torulaspora delbrueckii is the source of this 2013-nucleotide messenger RNA. RefSeq lists its product as uncharacterized. NCBI's taxonomy places the organism in Eukaryota, Fungi, Ascomycota, Saccharomycetes, Saccharomycetales, Saccharomycetaceae. The coding region runs from base 1 to 2013 and encodes 670 amino acids. The transcript has a single exon. Gene Ontology annotation, molecular function: high-affinity secondary active nitrite transmembrane transporter activity. Gene Ontology annotation, cellular component: membrane. Gene Ontology annotation, biological process: nitrite transport; transmembrane transport. The record is from RefSeq and is a predicted model, not a curated record.
AUGGUGGCAGAUGAUACGCUGUAUAAUACACCGCAUGAGACGGCCUUGGCCGUCGUAGCGACUGCUAUGAAGAAGGCAAGAUUGCAAAUUCCAACGUUGGUGAUUAACUCCAUUGUGGGUGGAGUCCUUUUCAGUUCCGGGUCCAUUUUAACUAUUGCAGCUCAUGCUGAUAACCCUGGCCUAUGGCAAAGUAAUCCGGGAGUGCUUAGUGCCUAUUCCAGUAUUACCUACGGUAUAGGUCUUUUCUACGUGGUUAUCAUGGGUGCCGAUUUGUUCAACUCUAAUAUUCUAUUUUUUUCAGUCGGAGUACUGCGACAGGCAGUUACGAUUUACGAUCUGUUAAUCUCAUGGUUUAUCAGUUUAUUGGGUAAUUUAGGAGGCUCUUUAUUUGUUUCUUACCUCUUUGUUCAUCUUUCAGGUAUAAGUUCCUCAGAGUUGUGGAUAGCUGGUUCCCGUAAAUUAGUUGAGGAUAAAGCCAGUUUCUCCUUCAUAAAAACUCUUUUGAAAGGUAUCGCGGGUAAUUUCUACGUUUGCCUUGCCAUCUACUUACAAUUGAUGGCAAAACCAUUGCACGUCAGGUUAAUGGUUAUUGUUUUACCGAUUUUUACCUUUGUAUCAUGUGGGUUUACGCAUGCUGUUGCAGAUAUGACUUACUGCUACAUCGGUAUGUUGAAUGGAGGCGCAGUUACGGUUGCUGAGUACAUUUGGAAGCUACUUAUUCCAGCUUGUGUGGGAAACAUUAUUGGUGGAUUUUCAUUCAGUCUAGUAAUACCAUUCUACUUGCACUUAGUCGUAGUGGAGCAGGAUCGAAAGAGACUAUCACUACCAGAGUAUGAUGCUAGAGAUGAACAACCUGAAUUGAACACGGACUCUAGAGUGGUCCGGAUAUCACCUCAGCAGGAGAGACAAGAUGAACAAGAGGCUGAGGAGACAGAAGAAUACGAUGGGGAACCCUCCGAAAAGGUAGAUAUGGAUGAUUCAAAUAGUGCCAGUAGCCACUUAAGUCGAGAAGCUACUAGACCACGCAAUUUGUCAUCUGCAAGGACAUCUCAGGUUGCUCUAAGCGACUUUCAGCCACAAAUCUACGAAGCUAACACCGAAGAUUACAAUCCAACACUAUCUGAAAUGCACACCUUAAAAUCCACUUGCAGCAGACGCUCCAAUCCUUCAAGUCGUCGACGUAGUGUUAUUCGAUCUCCACCAGGUGUUUUUCCUGUCAGAGGAAUGGGUGAACCACUUAGGAAGGAAAGAACCAUCGAAAACCCAAACUAUGCAUUAAAUCAACUGCCCUACAGAGACGGAAAUGAGACUCCUCGUUAUAAUAGCAAUACAACAAGUCGCACUGUCAGUCGGCGGGGGACUGACACUCCUAAUACAUUGGAAAAUCAAUCGACAUACGAGAAGGAAGCUAAUAAUGAUGAUGAGUAUACCGUUUUAGAAGAAAAACCAGGAGCUAAGCUGGAGAGGGCUUUGACGAAAUUAGUUGAGCACAGAUCCAAGACGGUAGGUCACUUACCUAGAACAACUCAAGAUACUUUUCCUUACAAUAAACCAGGCGUAUUGGCAUAUAACGAAGCUGACGCUGGACAUCUAUGGCAUAAUAAAGAAAACGGGUUGCUAAAGUCUUUGACUAAGGAGUUUAGUCAUGCCGAAUCACCCCACAACGCCGCAGAUUUGGAAAAACAGUUGCAAGAUGCUGGCAUUACACAUAGAGCAGCUCUUGCAGCUAACUCCGUUGCCGGUGUAUCCAACUACAACAAUCUUGAUCUCCAAAGGGCACAUACAUCAACAUUCGACGGACGUCAACCUCUUCACUCUGCCAGGUCUCACGCAAGAGACUCGCAUCCGAUCAGAAGAAUGCAGACGGCCUCUGUAGGCACUCUACUGAAUGGUUAUAAUCAGCCGGAGCGUCGACGAACGAAUGCAAUGACCGGUCUCAGUGAUAGUGCUAGUCAGAGCGUUAACGACAGCGUUAACGACAGCAUCAACGAAAGUGAGGCCUCGCGAGAUUGA